This is a messenger RNA of Balaenoptera acutorostrata (minke whale), 1870 nucleotides long. RefSeq names its product mitogen-activated protein kinase 13 (gene MAPK13). The coding region runs from base 59 to 1159 and encodes 366 amino acids. Lineage: Eukaryota; Metazoa; Chordata; Mammalia; Artiodactyla; Balaenopteridae. The record is from RefSeq and is a predicted model, not a curated record. The transcript is spliced from 12 exons. Gene Ontology annotation, biological process: intracellular signal transduction; protein phosphorylation. Gene Ontology annotation, cellular component: cytoplasm; nucleus. Gene Ontology annotation, molecular function: ATP binding; MAP kinase activity.
GCCUGGCGGGCCGCGAACGUAGCUAUCGCGCUGGGGCCGCCGAGAUUGAGUGCCCGGGAUGAACCUCACCUGGAAAAAGGGCUUCUACAAGCAGGACGUCAACAAGACCGCCUGGGAGCUGCCCAAGAUCUACGUGUCCCUGACGCACGUAGGCAGCGGGGCCUACGGCGCCGUGUGCUCAGCCAUCGACAAGCGGUCAUGGGAGAAGGUGGCCAUCAAGAAACUGAGCCGGCCCUUCCAGUCUGAGAUCUUUGCCAAGCGGGCCUAUCGCGAGCUGCUGCUGCUGAAACACAUGCAGCAUGAGAACGUCAUUGGACUCCUGGAUGUCUUCACCCCAGCCUCUUCUCUGCGCAACUUUCAUGAUUUCUACCUGGUGAUGCCCUUCAUGCAGACGGACCUGCAGAAGAUCAUGGGGAUGGAGUUUGGUGAGGACAAGAUCCAGUACCUGGUGUAUCAGAUGCUCAAAGGUCUUAAGUACAUCCACUCAGCUGGGGUCAUCCACAGGGACCUGAAGCCAGGCAACCUCGCUGUGAAUGAGGACUGUGAGCUGAAGAUUUUGGAUUUUGGGUUGGCACGGCAUGCAGAUGCAGAGAUGACUGGCUAUGUGGUGACCCGCUGGUACCGGGCCCCUGAGGUGAUCCUCAGCUGGAUGCGCUACAACCAAACUGUGGACAUCUGGUCUGUGGGCUGUAUCAUGGCAGAGAUGCUGACGGGGAAAACUCUGUUCAAGGGGAAAGACUACCUGGACCAGCUGACCCAGAUCCUGAAAGUGACGGGAGUGCCGGACGCUGAGUUUGUGCAGAAGUUGAAUGACAAAGCGGCCAAAUCCUACAUCCAGUCCCUGCCACAAAGCCCCAAGAAGGAUUUCUCUCAGCUCUUCCCGUGUGCCAGCCCCCAGGCUGCAGACCUGCUGGAGAAGAUGCUGGAGCUGGACGUGGACAAGCGCCUGACCCCCUCUCAGGCCCUCACCCACCCCUUCUUUGAAUCCUGCCGGGACCCUGAGGAGGAAACAGAGGCCCAGCAGCCAUUUGAUGAUUUCUUAGAACAUGAGAAACUCACAGUGGAUGAAUGGAAGCAGCACAUUUACAAGGAGAUUGUGAACUUCAGCCCCAUUGCCCGGAAGGACUCUCGGCGCCGGAGUGGCAUGAAGCUGCAGUGACCCGUCUAGCCCAACCCUCGGCUGAGCCCAGGAAUGGCCACAUGGUACCACCUGCCAGGCACUGCCCCUGGGACCAAUAUUUAUUUAUUGAAGUUUUAGCCCGUCUUGGAUUAUAGCCUUCCAAGUAGAGGACAGAGGACCCUUGUCCUUGUGUAGGAAACAGGCCUAGUAGAUGCAGAAUUCAGAGGUGUUGGUUGGGAGAAAAUAGCUAUGAUCAUAACUGGCCAUAUUAAAGCACCAAUCUGGAGAAUCGCCUGUGUGUGAGGUCCUUACCUGCAUGGCUGUAGUGGGGCUGAACUGGGGCAGGAGUCUACGGCAGUGAUGGUGUAUUAGUUUGCUAGGGCUGCGGUAACGAAUUAUCACAAACUGUGUGGCUUAAAAUGAUAGAAAUUUAUUCUCACAGUUCUGGAGGCUGGUAGUCUGAAAUCAAGGUGUUGGCAGGUCCAUGUUCCCUUUUGCAGGUUCUAGGGAAGAAUCCCUCCUGGCCUCUUUUUAGCUUCUGGUAGCUCCUGAAAUCUUUGGUGUUCUUUGGCUUAUAGCUGCAUCACCCCUAUCUCUGCCUCUGUCUUCACAUGGCCUUCUCUGCUCUGUGUAUUUCUGUCUUUGGCUGAUCUUAUAAGAACAUCAGUCACUGAAUUUAGGACCCACCCUAAUCCAGUGUGAUCUCAUCUUAAUCCUUAGUAAUUACAUCUGCAAAUAUCUCAUUUUCAA